AUGGAAUAUUCAGAAUACGCAACUGCUCCGGUCCAAAUCCUCAGAGUCAACAACAGUACUUUCGCGUACAGACUUUUCGGCACCAACAAACAACAAGACGAUGUCCCUCUCCUUUUGCCAACGCACUUCCGCAGUCGUCUGGACUUCUGGGACCCUGCCUUGAUCAACGCCCUCGCCGCUCACCGGAGACUGCUUUUGCUAGACAACCAUGGCAGUGCGGAUCCCCAGUCCCUCAAAGGGAGCAAAAGAACAGUAAGAACCGAUCCGCGACGCACGCAGACGCCGUCACCUUCAACGGCCCUGUCCUUUCAGUUCUGGGCCAGGGAAAUCGUUGCCUUGAUCAAGGGCCUAGCUUUCAAGCAGGUCGAUGUAUUGGGAUUCAGCAUGGGCGGCUUCAUUGGGCAGAUGUUAGCUCUUGAAGCGCCCACAGGCUUGAUCAGAAAACUCAUUCUGGCGGGCACCGCACCGAGUCAGGGACCAGGUGUAGAAAGUGGUGACAUGCAGUACUUCCAGAAUUUGACAAAUGCUAUCACAGAUGGCGACAUCAAGUCCGGAUUCCUAGCCGGCUUCUUUGGACUCAGUGAAGAGAGACAGAAAACGGGGGAGAAAUGGUGGAACCGUAUCACAAGCUGCUCUUCCAUGUGGCCGUUCGUCUCGACCAACGAUAUCGAUGGACAAAUCACAGCCAUGAUGAGGUGGUAUGGUCUCAACCACCGCGAUGAAGGCUCUUAUGAUCGACUGGGCGAGAUCACUUGUCCUGUCCUGAUCUUGUGCGGCCAGAGGGACAAACUGGUGCCGGAGCAGAAUAGCAUUCUGUUGUGGCAGAAGAUCAGCCAAACCAACCCCAACGUACAUAUACACAUGUACCCAGAAUCGGGCCAUGGGUUCAUGUUUGAAUAUCAUCAUCAUUGUGCGAGACUUGUCAAUGAAUUUUUGGAUGAAGAGGUAAAAGUGCAGUGUACAUGCGACUACUGCCGAUUUUGA
Fonsecaea multimorphosa CBS 102226 is the source of this 984-nucleotide messenger RNA. RefSeq lists its product as uncharacterized. NCBI's taxonomy places the organism in Eukaryota, Fungi, Ascomycota, Eurotiomycetes, Chaetothyriales, Herpotrichiellaceae. The transcript has a single exon. Bases 1 to 984 code for a protein of 327 amino acids. The record is from RefSeq and is a predicted model, not a curated record.